Messenger RNA from Corylus avellana, 2320 nucleotides. RefSeq names its product calcium-dependent protein kinase 13 (gene CPK13). Gene Ontology annotation, molecular function: ATP binding; calcium ion binding; protein kinase activity. The record is from RefSeq and is a predicted model, not a curated record. Lineage: Eukaryota; Viridiplantae; Streptophyta; Magnoliopsida; Fagales; Betulaceae. Gene Ontology annotation, biological process: protein phosphorylation.
UCAUUCUGUCUGUCGCUUCUCUUGGGGUUCUUUUAAUUACCCCAUUGAGCAACGAAUUAACAAAUUGCAAAUCCAGCAUCCCAUCCUCAUCGUGUUCACACUCACCGUCCCGUUCCGACCAUCCUAUGCUCACCCCCCCUCUGGAUUUACCGACAAAAGUCUCAGGGCAAAAAAAACACUACAAGCUUUAAAAUAAAAAAAUUACAAAAAUGUAUAAAACCUCUUCAAAAAAACUUUCAUCAGUCUGCUAAAGCCAUCUGAACUGUUGCCGCACACACUUUGCUUGCUGGUUUCCACAAACACUUCACUCUGAUCUGACAGCACUGUUUCUCUACUUAGGGUUAGGGUUGGGGUAGGGGUUUCGGCAUUAUCAUGUGAAACCCUAGCUAGGGGGUAGUUAGGGUUUUUCGGGAUCCCGGGCGAGAUCGAGAGCUUCGUAGAAUGGGAAAUUGUUGCAGAUCUCCGGCGGCAGUGGCCAGAGAGGACGUCAAAUCGAACUUCUCGGGCCACGAUCACGGCCGGCGAGACUCCAGCGCGGGAAAGAAGGCUCAAGUCACUGUCCUGACCGGCGUGCCGAAGGAGAACAUCGAGGAGAAGUACCUAGUGGACAGGGAGCUCGGCCGCGGGGAGUUUGGGGUCACUUACCUGUGUAUCGACCGGGAGAAUAAGGAGCUAUUGGCGUGCAAGAGCAUUUCGAAGCGGAAGCUGAGGACAGCGGUGGACAUCGAGGACGUGCGGCGCGAGGUGGCGAUAAUGAAGCACUUGCCAAAGAAUUCGAGCAUCGUGAGCUUCAAGGAGGCGUGUGAGGACGACAAUGCCGUGCAUUUGGUGAUGGAGCUGUGCGAGGGGGGCGAGCUGUUCGAUCGGAUUGUCGCGCGUGGCCACUACACGGAGCGCGCGGCGGCAGCGGUCACGAGGACCAUAGUGGAGGUUGUGCAGCUCUGCCACAAGCAUGGAGUGAUCCAUAGGGACUUGAAGCCGGAGAACUUCUUGUUCGCGAACAAGAAGGAGAAUUCGCCGUUGAAGGCCAUCGAUUUUGGGCUUUCUAUAUUCUUCAAGCCAGGUGAGAAGUUCUCAGAAAUUGUUGGAAGUCCAUAUUACAUGGCUCCCGAGGUGCUCAAGCGGAACUAUGGGCCAGAGAUAGAUAUAUGGAGUGCAGGAGUUAUUCUCUAUAUUUUGCUGUGUGGGGUUCCCCCAUUCUGGGCUGAGUCUGAACAAGGUGUUGCACAAGCCAUUCUUCGGGGGCUAAUAGAUUUCAAACGGGAUCCAUGGCCUAAUAUCUCAGAGAGUGCUAAGAAUCUAGUCAAGCAAAUGUUGGAGCCAGACCCUAAGCUUCGACUUACUGCGAAGCAAGUGCUCGAGCAUCCUUGGCUCCAAAAUGCUAAAAAGGCUCCAAAUGUUCCUCUUGGAGAUGUAGUCAAGUCAAGGCUUAAGCAGUUUUCAAUGAUGAACAGAUUUAAAAGAAAAGCCCUGAGGGUUAUUGCUGAAUUCUUGUCCACCGAAGAAGUUGGGGAUAUCAAAGAGAUGUUUAAGAAGAUAGACACUGAUAAUGAUGGUAUUGUUUCAAUUGAAGAAUUGAAAGAUGGACUGAGAAAUCUUGGAUCCCACCUUGCUGAGCCUGAAGUCCAGAUGCUAAUUGAAGCUGUAGAUAAUGAUGGAAAAGGAACACUUGACUACGGAGAAUUUCUUGCUGUUUCCCUCCAUCUACGAAGGUUGGCUAAUGAAGAGCAUCUUCACAAGGCCUUCUCCUACUUUGACAAGGACGGCAAUGGGUACAUUGAGCCAGAUGAGCUUCGGGAUGCAUUGAUGGAAGAUGGAGCAGAUGAUUGUACAGAUGUAGCAAAUGACAUCUUCCAAGAAGUGGAUACAGACAAGGAUGGGCGUAUCAGCUAUGAUGAAUUUGUGGCUAUGAUGAAAACCGGAACAGAUUGGAGAAAGGCUUCUCGACAUUACUCUAGGGGGAGAUUUAACAGUCUAAGCAUCAAGCUAAUGAAGGAUGGUUCUUUAAACUUGGGGAGUGAGUAAUAGAUACAUGCAAGGUUGUUCAAUUUAUCCUCACGAAAAAAAAAAGUGCUAUAUUGCCCUUCAUACACCUGGGACUUGCUUUUGUGAUUAUUUGCUGGGGUCCCUUGACCAAAUGGAGCACCUUUUACAUGGUGCCCUACCAGUGUCAUGCAGGGCCGAGUGCAUCUAAUUUGUCCUUGGGAAUGUUUAUCGUGCGUAGAAAAGCCAUGGUUUUGGCAUGUAUGAUUCUGUCCUUCCUUUUCUUUACCAUUCCGACCUUCGGUGAUUUGUUUCUGGUUUACCAUUUCGAAUUGAA